AUGGUAUUUCAAGAUUUUGACCAACUAUCAGAGCGCAGAAGGGUUGAAAGACAACGCAAAUUUAGAAAGAGAGUUACCAUCGCCGCCAUUGUUGCCUUUGUCUUACUUGUUUUAAUUGUUUUUGCGAUUUUUGCCAUUAUCAAUCUUGAUAAAAAAGGCCGAGGUCCCCUUUCAUCAGGAGAAUCAUCCCUUAAAGAUUUUGCACGGGCUCAAAAAUUGAUUAAAACUAUAUGUAAUGGUACCAACUACCAGACCUCUUGCAAUGACACCCUCUCGGAUGCAGCAAAGAAGAAUAGUUCCUUGAAUCAACCCCAUAAAUUUAUCGAAGUUGCUAUAACAGCCAUUAAUGAUGAGGUAGAAAAGGCCUUCAACAAGGCGAAAGGAUCCGAUCUGAAAACCAAAGAAGAGAAAGCCGCGUUGAAUGUUUGUAAGAAAGUAUUAGAUGAUGCUAAAGAAGACUUGAAGAAAGCUAUUUCUGAAGCUGACCCCAAAAAUCUGCUAGAGAACCUCAAUGAAAAAUCUGCUGAUUUGAAUAAUUGGCUAAGUGCAGUUAUGUCUUACCAACAGACAUGUGUUGAUGCUUUUCCUGAAGGGGAUUUAAGGUCUCAAAUGGAGAAGAACAUGAAUAUUACAAAGCAACACACCAGCAAUUCCCUUGCAAUCAUCCAAAAAUUUUCGAGUUACCUUUCGACAUUGAGGCACACAAUAGGAACAUCUCGCCGCCUUCUCGAAUCCAUCCCUCAUUCAUUGGACAGCGAUGGACUUCCUUCUUGGAUUAGCUAUGAAGAUAGGAGAAUAUUAGAGAGUUCUGAGAAUGAUAAGGAAAUUAAACCACAUGCCACCGUGGCGAAAGAUGGAAGCGGCAACUUUAAAUCACUUUCUGCUGCAUUGGAAGCAAUGCCAAAACAACGCAAUGACAGGUAUGUCAUCUAUGUUAAAGAAGGAAUUUAUGAGGAAACUGUGACUAUUACCCAGGAAAUGACAAAAGUUACCAUCAUGGGAGAUGGAUCUCAAAAAUCCAUCAUCAAUGGGAUAAAAAAUGUUGCCGACGGAGUUAAUAUGUAUGAUACUGCAACUCUUGUGGUUAUAGGAGAAGAGUUUUUGGCUAAAUCAAUGGGAUUCUGGAACAAUGCGGGUCCGGAAAAGCGUCAGGCGGUGGCUGCUCGAGUCCAAUCUGACCGUUCAAUUUUUGUCAACUGCCGUUUUGAGGGGUAUCAAAACACACUUUGGGCACAAACUCACCGCCAGUUCUACAGAAACAAUGUGGUUCUUGGCACCAUUGAUAUCAUCUUCGGUGACGCAAUGGCAAUCUUCCAGAACACCCUGAUAACGGUUCGAAAACCCUUGGACGGUCAACAAAAUUCAAUUCUAGCUCAGGCAAGGCUAGACAAUUUUGAAACCACAGGAUUUGUGCUACAAAACUGUCGCAUUGAGCCUCACGAAUCGCUUCAAUCUGUCAAAAACAAUGUCAAGAGUUACCUCGGCAGGCCCUGCAAGGAGUACUCUAGAAGCGUCGUAAUGGAAUCAACAAUCGGUGAUUUCAUUGACCCUGAAGGGUGGGUGGCAUUCAAGGGAGAUUUUGGAAUCAAGACUUUGUAUUUUGCAGAGUAUAAGAACAAAGGAGGCAAUGCGAAUACGGAUUCCAGGGUGAAGUGGCCGGGUUUCAAGGUGAUUGAGAAGGACGAGGCUGCUAAGUAUACAGUAGGAAGUUUCUUCCCGGGAGAUUGGAUCACCAAGACAGGUGUUCCUGUUCACCUCGGCUUGUUUGAAUAA
Pistacia vera is the source of this 1773-nucleotide messenger RNA. Its product is annotated as putative pectinesterase/pectinesterase inhibitor 45. The record is from RefSeq and is a predicted model, not a curated record. NCBI's taxonomy places the organism in Eukaryota, Viridiplantae, Streptophyta, Magnoliopsida, Sapindales, Anacardiaceae. Gene Ontology annotation, molecular function: pectinesterase inhibitor activity; pectinesterase activity. The coding region runs from base 1 to 1773 and encodes 590 amino acids. Gene Ontology annotation, biological process: cell wall modification. The transcript has 3 exons.